This is a messenger RNA of Brassica rapa (field mustard), 1626 nucleotides long. RefSeq lists its product as uncharacterized. NCBI's taxonomy places the organism in Eukaryota, Viridiplantae, Streptophyta, Magnoliopsida, Brassicales, Brassicaceae. The record is from RefSeq and is a predicted model, not a curated record.
AUGAACAAGUAUUUUGGAGGGAGAAGGGUAACAUACGCUGACCUGGAGAAGCAGAUGUUGGCAAUGAAAUCAAAGCCAUCUGAGGAUCGUAAGAAGAUGGCCGUUCUGUUCUUCUUAGCCAGCAUCCUUGUCGGAGGCCGAAAGAGUGGUGAGGGAGCAUCACCUGUGGACAGUUUCUUCCUGCGUGUUGUUGAUGACCUAGAUGUGUGUGUAACGUUCCCUUGGGGGCGGUAUGCAUUCGAACAUAAUUUGAAGGAUGUCUCUAGCUUUUUGGAGAAAUGCGACGGGGUUGCGCCGACGAGUUGGGUUUUUACAAGCUUUCCUAUCCCUCUGGAGUUGUUGGCCUUUGAGGCAAUUCCAAGCUUGAGGAACCAUUUCCGAGAAGAUGUGUAUGGUGCAAGCAUAGGUUGCCCGCAGAUGUGCAAGAUGCAGUACAAACGGAAAAGUGGAACCAAGAAAUUCAGUCUGAAAGCUGUGAACAAUAAACUUGGUAAUAAUACAAAGGAUAUUGAGAGUAUCUUGGUAGCAACAACAGCUGAGGAGGAACUUCUGGAAACCAUAGGAAUGGACAAGGAGAGUUGUUGGGCCGAUGACGCCGAUGAUGCAGCAGUUGAUCGUUGGACGAAGAUAAUACGGAAAGGGAAGAAACAAGUUUUUUUUGAAGAACAGUUCCGCAUGGAUUUUGAGUCUCGCACAGGUCAGAUUGAAGGUCCCACCAAUCCUAUCGGAGGACCAUCGAAUAAUGCACAAUCUGGUCAGGCUCAUGCAGAUUCGGUGGAGGCUACUGGAGCUACUCCUGGAGCUGAGGCUUUAAAAGCGAUGGAAGGUCGGCUUAUGAAUGCAGUCCGAGAUGCAGUUCGAGAUGCUAUGAAGGGAGUGAAGGAAAAAGUCACUUCAUUGUCUACGCAGCUAGGUCUUCUAGAAGAGAAGGUGAAAAGUCUUAGGUUGAGUGGUCCCGGAAGUGACAAUCCGGCGGUCCAAGAUGAUGGUGAUGGUAGUGACAAUAGCGAGUCGGAAGAAGAGGAUGGUGAUAUGGGUGGGGAUAAGGAGUCGGAGGAAGAGGAUGGUGGUGACAAUAACGAGCCAGACGAAGAGGAUGGUAGUGACAAUGAUGUUGAAGAUGCCAUUGUCGAUAUUUCAAAGGAUGUGCAUAGGGAAUAUGGUGAUGUUGACAUGGAUGAUGAUGACGCGGAGAUGUAUGCACAUGCUGUGGAGGCCGAGAAAAAAUUAAAGACUAAGGCAGCAGAGUCUGUAAACACGAAAAAAAAGAGAUCGAGAAAAGAUGAUGGCAAAGAAGCAGUUCCUGUGAAAAAGGUUAAGGUGGACCGUGGUGAUAAUGUGAGGAGUCCCAUUCAGCUAAGAAGCAAAGCAGCAGAGAAGAGCACCAGAGGUGAAAAGAAGCAGAAGGCACCUGCUGAGAAGAAGGCAGCUGCGGCAGCUAAGAAGAAGGCAGCUGCUGAGAAGGAGGCAGCAGCUGAGAAAGAGGCAGCAGCUGAGAAAGAGGCAGCAGCUGAAAAGGAGGCAGCAGCUGAAAAGGAGGCAGCUAAGAAGAAGGCAGCAGCUAAGAAGAAGGCAGCAGCUAAGAAGAAGCCGAAGACAAGGAAAGUAGGUAAGAAGACCGAGUGA